Messenger RNA from Phalacrocorax carbo (great cormorant), 4615 nucleotides. NCBI's taxonomy places the organism in Eukaryota, Metazoa, Chordata, Aves, Suliformes, Phalacrocoracidae. The record is from RefSeq and is a predicted model, not a curated record.
AUGGCGCUGCGGAGGGCGCAGGCGGGCCGGGCGCGGGAAGCGGCCGCCCUCGGGGCGGUGCCGACCUCUGCUCCCGGAACGGCUCGGCGGCGGCCGGCGAGGCAGAUGUCCGCCUCCUCCAGACGGAAAAGCAAGGGGCGGCCGGUGCCGGGCGCCUCCGGCUCCCCGCUGGCCGCCCCCCUCGGUGCCGGUGCCGAGGGCGGGCCGCUGGCCCUCGGCGUCGCCGACCCUGUGGAGGCAGGAGAUGACAAAGUCCCGAAAAUGUUGCGAAGAACCCUCGCCCAGCUGUCGCUGGGCAGCAUGAAGUCCGCAAACAUAUGCAUAGGUCGUCCGGUCUUGCUCACCUCUGCUGAUGGGCGACAGGAGGUCUGUACUGCUUGGCCCACUACAGGCUUUCCAGGUGGGAAAAUUGGGCUGAGUGAAACCACACAGAAGAACCUGAAAGUGAAUCCAGGUGAUGCCAUCACUGUGCAGCCCGUGACUGGUGCAGUCAUCCAGGCAGAGGAAGUCGAUGUAAAGUUGAGGGACAAAGAUGCCACCGUUAAUGCUGAAGAAAUGUCUGUCUGUCUACUGAGGAACCUAGAUGGGAAAAUAGUUUUACCAGGAAACCUCUUGGCUUUCUCUUUCUAUGGCAAACUUUGUAACAUCGUGGUGAUGAAAGUGAAAGGAACUGAUGGCGUGGAGUUGACUGCCCAGGGCAGUGCUAUUCCCAGUGAUACGCAUGAACCAGACCUUGAGACAUCUGAUUUGGAGACGAGUAUGUUAGAUUUGUCCUUACAGCUUGGCAAGAUGGACGUGGACGAUGGCCCAGGGGUUGCGUCUAUGAGCACACCAAGCAAACCAAUGGAUCCAGGAUCACCAGUUACACCCAGUUCUGCUGUGGCAGCCAGUGGUCAAGACUCUGGUGAGGGAGAUAAAACCUACAGCAAGGGAGACAGUGCAGACCUCACCAAUAAUUUGGAGUUGGCUGGGAAAGGAGGCAGUGAGGGACUACCACUAACUGGCAAAACUGGAGCAAUAAGCAAUACGGAUGCUUUUUAUUUCAUUUCUUCAAGAACUAGAAUCAAUUUUACUGCAACAAGGACCAAUGUAGCAGAAGAUAGUGAUUGUGAAUCCCGAGUCACCUAUGAUAUGAUAGGAGGUUUAAAGAGCCAGCUCAAAACUAUUAGAGAAACAGUUGAACUGCCCUUGAAGCAAGCUGAACUGUUCAAGAGUUACGGAAUCACUCCUCCUCGAGGAGUGCUAUUAUAUGGCCCUCCAGGUACCGGGAAGACUAUGAUUGCCAAAGCCAUUGCAAAUGAGGUUGGCGCUCACGUUACCGUUAUUAAUGGUCCUGAAAUAAUAAGCAAGUUUUAUGGGGAGUCUGAAUCAAGAUUACGUCAGAUAUUUGCUGAAGCUUCUCUGCGUCGCCCCUCCAUUAUAUUUAUAGAUGAGUUGGAUGCCCUGUGUCCAAAGAGAGAAGGGGCUCAGAAUGAAGUUGAAAAGAGAGUUGUUGCUUCAUUGCUGACGUUAAUGGAUGGCAUUGGCUCAGAAGGUAGUGAAGGGCAGCUCUUGGUACUUGGGGCCACUAAUCGUCCUCAUGCACUGGAUGCAGCACUGCGCAGACCUGGGCGUUUUGAUAAAGAGAUAGAAAUUGGAAUUCCUAAUGCCCAAGACCGUCUGGACAUACUCCAGAAGCUUCUCAAGAAAGUUCCCCAUUCACUCACAGCAGUGGAGUUGGCGCAACUGGCCGAUAGUGCACAUGGUUACGUGGGUGCAGACUUAGCAGCUCUAUGCAAGGAGGCGGGUUUGUAUGCAUUGCGGAGAGCACUGGGGAAAAGACCUAACCUAUUAGACAACGAGGUGGCUGGGUCAGUGAUGAUUGCUUUCAAUGACUUCCUGCAGGGGAUGAAUGAUGUCAGGCCCAGCGCCAUGAGGGAGGUGGCAGUUGAUGUGCCAAAAGUAUCUUGGUCAGACAUAGGAGGACUAGAAGACAUCAAGCUGAAAUUGAAGCAGGCAGUUGAAUGGCCUCUCAAACAUCCCGACUCCUUCAUCCGAAUGGGGAUUCAGCCUCCAAAAGGUGUGCUGCUUUACGGACCUCCUGGGUGCUCAAAAACAAUGAUAGCAAAAGCUUUGGCUCAUGAAAGCGGUCUCAACUUCUUGGCAGUGAAGGGACCUGAGCUGAUGAAUAAAUACGUUGGUGAGUCUGAACGAGCAGUGAGAGAGAUCUUUAGGAAAGCCAGAGCGGUGUCUCCUUCAAUUCUGUUCUUUGAUGAAAUAGAUGCCUUGGCAGUUGAAAGAGGAAACUCUUCAGGUGGAAAUGUAGCAGACCGUGUCUUGGCUCAGUUGUUGACGGAAAUGGAUGGAAUAGAACAGCUGAAGGACGUGACAAUUUUGGCAGCUACAAACAGACCAGACAUGAUAGACAAGGCCUUGCUGAGACCAGGACGAAUAGACAGAAUUAUCUACGUGCCAUUGCCAGAUGCAGCCACUCGCGGGGAGAUCUUCAAACUUCAUUUUCAGUCCAUGCCAGUCGGUGAUGAUGUCUGCUUAGCGGACCUCAUUCAACACACGCAGAAGUACUCAGGAGCAGAGAUAACAGCAGUCUGUAGAGAAGCAGCCCUUCUGGCUCUUCAGGAAGACAUAGAUGCCAAAUCUAUCAUGCAACGGCACUUUCGGUACGCGCUGACUGUCGUGACCCCAAGGAUUCCCGAUUCGUUAAUCCAGUUUUAUGCAGAUUAUCAGCAGCAAAGUGGACUGCACGCGCUUUGAGAGGCAAAUUAAUACAUACCCUUAUUCACGGUGUGAAUGGCAAAUUUCCCUUGUAAAGCCGUCAAAAGCUAAAGAAUUUUGCAUUGUGAGUGAGUGGAGCAUCCGAAGUUAACUGAAGUGCAGAAUCGUCCUAAUAAAUGCCCAUGUGGGUAACAACUAUCGUCCAAAAUUUUCUGUUUUGAAUUUCAGUGGUAUAAUCUGCAUUUUAGAGGCAGUAAGAUUGCUGGUUUAAGUCAGGUUAUCUGAGUGCACAUCCGUGUAGCAAAUCCUAAUUAUCAAAUUUUGAAUUUUUGGUGGAUUCUUGGCCCUAAAGAGAGUAGCAAUAAGUGCCAUUAUUGUGUUUAUUUGUUCCUGCCUCAACCAUGGUUUAAUCCCAGGGACCAUCCCAGUGAGGCGUAGACCUUGGGGAGUGGCCUCACUACAAGAAUGCUGAAAAUUAUUCUGAAUCUUUUGAUUUAUGAUCUCCAGAAAAGCUGCCAAACAGGCUUGCCGAACAUAGAGCUUCCCGAGAUAAAGCUAAGGUGUCCUGACUGAUUACAGCGAAACAUUUAUCUUUGGUCUUAAACAGCUCCUUUCUACACAUACGGGGAAGUAGGCACCUUAAAAAUUGUACAUCCCAUAGCUGCCUGUGCAUUUCGGAAACGUGGACUGCAUCCAACUCUUGGCUAACCUGAAACCACUGCUAGGCAUCAGUGAGGGGUUUUUUUGUUGUUUGUUUGUUUGUUUCCAUCAAAACAGGAACGUUCAUUGGUAAUUUAAAGCCGGCCACUUAAGGUCCUAAUGAAUCCUAAUUAAUGAAUAAGAAAACCUCCUUGCAAAUACUGUUAUAAAUGACCACAAAAUAGUUCUGGGACUGAUAAAAUCUUUUCAAUUUAUUUCUUUGUUAUAUCGUCUGUUGAAAUGAUGACAGGUCCUUACGGAUCUCUGCUCUUGCACUCAGUAUGAAAUCCAGUCAAGCAAACUCAUUUACAGCAUUUUUCCCCACAACAGAAAGACUGAGCUUUUCUAUUCCAGACAUAAAAGGUAGAGGGAAAGGUAAAGGAAAAGCAAUACAAUUUCUAACAAAAAAUUUUUAAAAAGGUGAUAGAAUUCUGAAUUUCACUAGGUAAUUCUGUGUUUUCCUAGUGUUUUAGAGGUAAGUAGAAAAAUUUAGAGGUUAAAACUUUUAGCCAAAUCCUGCUUUUACUUGUUAGGGUAAACAAGAAACAUUGUUUCAGGCUUUAUCACAUGUGAGGUUAUUUUGGAGGUUUGUUUAUUUGUGUAUCUGAAAGCUUUUCUUUCUUGCAGUCAUUUUAUAUGUAUUUGUAUUUAGAAAUUUAUAACUUUUUAUGAGAAAUUUGGUUAUAUCUGUUUAAGAGAUAUCUCUACCAUAUUUGUUUAUAUUAUCAAUAUGAAAUUUAAAAAGUAAUCUCUUGGCCUUGGUUAUGGUUUUUCUCUUUUGACUUAGUUUCAGUCUGUACACAAUUUGUAGCUUUUAAACAGAAAUCUAUUAUUUUUAAAUCACAGCUUUUCUAUUACUUUCAUUCUAACCUCCUGUUGCUAUAAUUAACAUUUAAUUGCACCCUCACCGAAAAGGCUCAGAGGAUGAGGAAAAGCAGGUCAUUUACUUUGUUCAUCUGAUGUAUGUGCAGUUUUUUUCUUUUUUUCAUUGUUUGUCUCUUUAAUAGCACAAUGGACAGAGGGAAUUAAGAAAAUUAUAAACUGGAAGAGUUGCCUUGGGGAUCAGGAGUGCAUUUGAAACUACUUAAUCCUCCUUUUCUAAACUCUAUAUACUCCACCUUGAAGCUCAGGAUGCGAACCAUUUAUCGUAACCGUUAUAUUUUUGAUGUUUCAAAAAAUCAAAUGCCGUACCGUUAUCCCCUGG